Messenger RNA from Paramuricea clavata, 227 nucleotides. The record is from the annotation of a GenBank genome assembly. NCBI's taxonomy places the organism in Eukaryota, Metazoa, Cnidaria, Anthozoa, Malacalcyonacea, Plexauridae.
AUGUCAGAGAGAAGACAAGAUUUGUUUAGAAGUAUCAAUGGUGAUCUGUUUUACCCACUGUUGGUGUGGCCAAACGACAUGAGAAGAUCGUUUUGGAAGAAACCAAUUGGUGAUGAGGAAACUUUUAAGUUAGUCCUGUUCCUAAUGGGAAAUGGCUGUCCCCCAACGGUGAUAACAGAUUGGAUUGUGUCUUCGACAUUUUGGGACAAAAGUAAAACAGUUAAACG